Ictalurus punctatus (channel catfish) is the source of this 5821-nucleotide messenger RNA. It is a transcript of the gene foxp1b, whose product is annotated as forkhead box P1b. Bases 811 to 2958 code for a protein of 715 amino acids. The record is from RefSeq and is a predicted model, not a curated record. The transcript has 21 exons. Gene Ontology annotation, molecular function: RNA polymerase II cis-regulatory region sequence-specific DNA binding; DNA-binding transcription repressor activity, RNA polymerase II-specific. Gene Ontology annotation, biological process: regulation of transcription by RNA polymerase II. Lineage: Eukaryota; Metazoa; Chordata; Actinopteri; Siluriformes; Ictaluridae. Gene Ontology annotation, cellular component: nucleus.
GAAAGUCGAGAAAACCGGGAGAGGAUGGCUAGACGCGCUCCUCUUACAGUGAUCCACCUGGACGAUUUUACUUUAAAGAAAGACAGGAGAAGAAGUCGUACUUCUUUAUUUACUACAAACACUAAGAAGCAGCCUACGAAUGUCGCGCGCAAAGUUCUGCUUCGCUGAAUGACAUGGACUUGAUUGUGAGCUGUGCGUCGCGCGCUGAGCGGUGUUUACUCAAGCAGGUGGAUAUGACGUCACGGACUGGGAACAUCAAAAAACAACAACAUCUAAAUCCGCGAUGUUUCCCCCUUCUCUCUCUCUCUUUCUCUCUCUCGGCACGUUAAAAGUGUAAAAAAAAAAAAAAAAAAACCCGUCGGAAGGAUCCCGCGUUCCUAACUGAAAGUACUGCUUCAACACGCCGCUUUCCGGUCAGACCCACGCGAGAGUAAUAUUGUUAGUGUUUACAGUGCGAUUUAUCGCACGCGCUCUGCCCAAACACAAGCUCACGCGAAGAGUUCAAACCGCCGAGAAGCAAAUUUCAGCAUUAAAAAAAAAACAACAACAACCCGUCCAAAUCACGAGUCUGCUGGCAGAGGCUUUGGAAGAAGUGGUCCAUCUUGAUCUUCUCCCCUUGUGCCUGAAGGCCUCUUUUCUGACAGGUCUUUGAUGUUCACCCCCCUCGCAGUACUGUGGUGAAUUUUGAUUGGAGGAAUGGAAUGUCAGUCUUUUCAAAACAACUGAUGAAGAACGAGACGGCUAAACUCCAAGCGCUGUAACCGAAGACAGCUUCAAGCAAGCGAGUCCUUGGAAGAAGGCCUUUAAGUCAUGAUGCAAGAAGCGGGGACAGCGGAGACGACGAGUAACGGGACAGCCAAACAGAACGGCGUGGCAGUUGAAGGCGGGCUUCGAGACAUACGAUCCAAGAGUGCCACACCUUCCUCUGACAUCACAGCCGCUAACCUCAUGACCCUUCAACAGCAGCAGGCUCUACAGGUUGCAAGGCAACUCCUUCUUAAGCAGCAGCAGCAGCAGCAGCAGCAGCAGCAGCAAAGUGGAGCCAUCAAGUCUACCAAAAGCAGCGAGAAGCAGCCUGCACUACAGGUGCCAGUGUCAGUGGCUAUGAUGACCCCGCAGGUGAUAACUCCUCAGCAAAUGCAGCAGAUUCUCCAGCAGCAAGUCCUGAGCCCUCAACAGCUCCAGAUCCUCUUGCAGCAGCAACAGGCCCUGAUGUUACAGCAGCAGCAGCUUCAGGACUUCUAUAAGAAGCAGCAAGAACAGCUCCAUCUCCAACUCCUUCAACAACAUCAUGGCAGCAAACAGCAGAGCAAAGAGGUUUCCACGCAGCAGUUGGCGUUUCAGCAGCAGCUCCUUCAGGUUCAGCAGCUGCAGCAGCAGCAUCUGCUCAGUCUGCAAAGACAAGGCCUGCUGUCCAUCCAGGCGAACCAUAAUCUGCCUCUGCACUCUCUCGCGCAGGGCGUGAUUCCAGCUGAGCUGCAGCAGCUGUGGAAGGAGGUGACGGGCACGCACGUGAAGGAGGAGAACAGCGGCAGCAACAACGGCCACCGUGGCCUGGACCUGUCCUCCGCCUCACCCGUGCCUCCCAAAAGCAUCCUCCUCAACCAGCACGCUACGUCGAACGGCCAGUACGGCAGCCACGCGCUCAAGAGAGAGAGCUCGGCGCUGGACGAGCACACGCAUCACAGUCACCCGCUCUACGCACACGGCGUGUGUAAAUGGCCGGGAUGCGAAGCGGUGUUCGAGGACUUCCAGUCUUUCCUCAAACAUCUGAAUAACGAGCACGCGUUAGACGACCGGAGUACGGCCCAGUGCCGGGUACAGAUGCAAGUAGUUCAGCAGCUGGAACUGCAGUUAGCGAAAGACAAAGAACGUCUGCAAGCUAUGAUGACUCACCUACACGUCAAGUCCACAGAGCCCAAACCCACCCCACAGCCCCUCAACCUGGUUUCCAAUGCCACGCUGUCCAAGACGGCCCCCGGAGCCUCGCCGCCCCUCAGCCUGCCUCAAACCCCAACCACACCCACCACCCCGCUUACACCGCUCUCCCACCAUCCCACGGUCAUCACACCCACCAGCCUGCACAGUGUCGGACCCAUUCGCCGACGCUACUCAGACAAGUACAGCAUGCCCAUAUCGCCAGAUAUCGGCCAAAACAAGGAGUUCUACAUGAACACAGACGUGCGUCCUCCCUUCACAUACGCAUCAUUAAUACGCCAGGCAAUACUUGAGUCACCAGAAAGACAGCUAACACUAAACGAGAUAUACAACUGGUUCACGCGAAUGUUUGCAUAUUUCAGGCGGAAUGCAGCUACCUGGAAGAACGCAGUCCGGCAUAACCUUAGUCUUCACAAGUGUUUUGUGCGAGUAGAAAACGUUAAAGGGGCGGUAUGGACUGUUGACGAGCUAGAGUUCCAAAAGAGAAGGCCACAAAAGAUCAGCGGGAGUCCUGCUCUAGUGAAAAACAUUCAGACCAGUUUGGGAUAUGGUCCUGUCCUCCCGGCUACCUUCCAGGCUUCAAUGGCAGAAAACAGCAUACCUCUAUACACUACCGCUUCCAUCGGAAGCCCCACUCUUAACUCGCUUGCCAACGCUAUCCGAGAGGAGAUGAAUGGGGCCAUGGACCACGGUAACAGCAACGGUAGUGACAGCAGUCCCGGACGCUCCCCUCUUUCAGCUAUGCAUCACAUCAGCGUUAAAGAAGAACCACUGGACCCAGAGGAGCAUGAAGGGCCGCUCUCCUUAGUGACAGCCAAUCACAGUCCAGACUUUGAUCACCAUAGAGAUUACGAGGACGACCACGGGAACGAGGACAUGCUGCCAGACCAAGCACGUAAUUUCUACUUGCAUCCAGUAAAGGAGCCAUUUGGUACUGGGGGACUACUACUUCACAUUGCCUGGCCUGGUGGCAUUGAGACCAGAGUGGACACAUGCAGAGAAAGUUCAACACUGAUCUAGAAACUACAGAAGAGUGCACACUUGAAUCAUUAGCCCCCGAACGGACAUUGAUGCAGAGCAUGUGGGCGCGGGUCUACGUGAUUUCAGUUCAGUGACACUGCCUUCAAAUCAGCUUGGGUUGCUUCCAACCUCGGUCUGAUGUUUUGAUGGCAAAUAAUACGACGUUUUGUCCCCCUGAUUGUCCUAUGCUCUUAUUUGCUAUAUAUUGUUUGACUUUUUCUGUACCUGAUCAGACCUCAUGCCCAUUGUUGUAGAGAUUCUGUACGGAUCUGCACUUGAUGAUGAAUGUGUGUAGUUUCUUUCCAUGUUUCAUUUCUCUCUUCCUUUCCAUUAUUUAAUGGGAAACAGAAUGUCAAAUUUACCAUGUAGUAUUUUUCUGUCAUUUAUUCCACAUUUCAGAUCUCCAUCACAGUGUCACAUUGCUCUCUCUCUCUCUCUCUCUCUCUCUCGCACAAACACACACACACACACACACACACACAGAGUCCAUCUGCAUAUGCACUCCUCAUAAUGAAGGCUCUCUCCACGCAUCAAUGAAGUUUAAUUUUCACCAGGGAAUGAAUGACAGAGAAAUCAACGCAGGUUAUGACUGGUCCUUAUGAAAUACCUUCUGAAAUCCCCUUUCAUUGCAGUGUGUUAGCUGCAACCAAAUCACUGAUCAAAACACUGGUGCGAAUGGGGGAGAAAAAAUUAAAUGUCAGAAUAGAACGAAGCAGAGAUUUUUUUUUUUUCUUUCUUUUUCCCAUCCUGUAAUUUAUGGACUGUCGGGUUAAGGCUGGAGGACUUUAAAGUGCAUUCCCUGUUGUUUUAAUGUCUUGUUUGCCCACAUCAAUGACCAGCCCAUUCCCUCUCUUAUUAGCAGUUGUUAGUAAUUACACAUGAGAUAAAAAGGUUUAAGGGAUUACAAGCCACAGUUGGCAUUAGAAGCCAUGACCACUUAGCAUUACAGCAUUGGGGGCAGCCCACUAUGACCACAUGUUUCCUGCCACAUUACCCUGGAAACCAGUAUGAAGUCAAUUUCAGGCUCACAUUAAAAACAUCCACGGUACAGUGGUGGGGUGGGGUGGGGUGGGGGGACGGGGGGUACACCGGGGGUGCGUAUAGGGGAUGCUGGACAGCAAUAAGCAGCCACUCUCAUUUCCAUUUGCUUGCGGUUUCAUCCAAAAAAAAUCACGAAAUGUUUCCAAUCGGUAACACCAAGAAGCAAAUUAGAAGUAGCGUAUCCAAAUUUUGCAUGUUGAUUUAUGACUGCAACCAACCACUGUUUAAUUUAUUAUUUCUGUUCUUUAUUACAGCCUUUUUUUUUCUUCUUCUUCUUCUUCUUCUUCUUCUUGUUUUUGAAUUGUUGAUGUGUCUGUUACCUGUGACUACCAAAGAUAAACGCCUAGUUUCAAAAAACGAAAGAGAAAAAAAAAGAAAGAAAGAAAGAUGCUCUAUGUUCCAUGCAAUAGCAAAACAAGGCCAAAUAUCCUCCCCAUGUAGUGCGAAAGAGGGAAAAGAACAGUCUAAAGCUUUGGGUGAAUAAAUGAGUGAGAUGUUCAACUUUUGCUGAUGUUUAAAAGCCAAAGGGAUUGUUUAAGGGGCAGCUGCAAGGUUUUUUUUUGUUUUGUUUUGUUUUGUUUUGUUUUGUUUUUUGCGCCUUUAACCAAACGGGAGAGAAUAGACGGAGAUUGGGAUAAACACAUGACCACGUUAUAGCACUGUUCACUCUGCGCCAAGCUGAAGUUGAGAUAAAAGAGAGUGUUUUACUUUGAAAAGUGUCUGGACUAAAUACAUAGCAGUAACUGAAAUCCAGGAUGGGGAAGGGAUUUAAAUAACACAAUACUGGACCACACUUCCGUUUGUUUUUCCUUGUUUUCCCGUUGUUUUAAUCCUCCGAUAAGAUUGUAUGCCACUUACUAUGUGAAUCCAUAUGGAGGUGUAUGUUAAACGUUGCAAAUGCUUUAUGAUUGUUUUUACGUUCUGUCUACUUUUUAUAUCAACUUUGUUUUUAUAUUAAAACCAAACACUCCUGACAACUAAUAAGCUGGGUACAAGGUACUUUAAUGGCAUAUUAUUUUUUUGUUUCUUUUUCAUUAUAAACUCAGCCAUACAUUUACGAUAGACAAAAAUGGAAGUCUUUUGAUUCACAGAAAAUAAGCCACAAGAGCCGGGCAGCUGUCGAUGGGCUGAAAGCGGUCAGAGUGUGCAAGACAUGCGCUCAUCAUGCGCUCAUCCGAAUCUCUUCGCAGUAAUGAGGGAGAAGGGGAUAAGCAGGUAGAUAAGAUCAUCUUCCGCAUGUGUAGCUCAACAUUACUAAAGUGAAGCAGCAUGAGAAAAACUGUUCGUACGCAUACCUCAGUUCAGACCUAUAGGGAAUGAUUAAACAAAGAGAAAAAAAAAAAAAGAUACCAUUUCACUCUCUUGCACUUAGUCGUAUGUCCUGCAUGUUUAGUCUAAAACUGUAGCAAAUGAUAUUUUAAGAAAGAGUUUAAAAAAAAAAUAUAUAAAAAUGCACAAAAAAAAAAAAUAACAAAAAAAAAAAAAAAACCCAACCCUUACUUGUUUAUCUUGAAGGUCUCCUGUUCUUUUGUGUUUUAAAAACCAAUCCAAACCUCAGGCCUUUUUAUUUCCUAAAGAAAAGUCACAAAUCUUUCUCUAACGUUUCUUCGAGGCAUGGUAUACUGUCUUAGACGGCUUCACUUGUGUGGGCUUUUAUUCCCGUAGGUUGUACAUACACCGCAUUAUAUCUUUGUGUGCUUUCUUGUUUUCUUUUUUUUUUUCUUUAAAAGAACAAAAAUGUUUGUAAUGCCAUGUUUGCUUUAUCAUUCGAACUGCUUUGUACUGACUAUUAAAAAAAAAAAAAAAAAAAAAAAGAAACAAA